This is a messenger RNA of Urocitellus parryii (Arctic ground squirrel), 1261 nucleotides long. RefSeq names its product putative UDP-sugar transporter protein SLC35A4. NCBI's taxonomy places the organism in Eukaryota, Metazoa, Chordata, Mammalia, Rodentia, Sciuridae. Gene Ontology annotation, cellular component: Golgi membrane. Gene Ontology annotation, molecular function: pyrimidine nucleotide-sugar transmembrane transporter activity. The record is from RefSeq and is a predicted model, not a curated record. Gene Ontology annotation, biological process: pyrimidine nucleotide-sugar transmembrane transport.
CAGGCAACCAGGAUCUGAUGAGGGCAUGAGUGUAGAGGAAGGUGGUAUGCCAGGCCUGGGCCGUCCUAGGCAGGCCCGCUGGACCCUGAUGCUCCUCCUAUCCACUGCCAUGUAUGGUGCCCAUGCCCCACUGCUGGCGUUGUGCCAUGUGGAUGGCCGAGUGCCCUUUCGGCCCUCCUCAGCUGUGCUGCUCACUGAGCUGACCAAGUUACUGUUGUGCGCCUUCUCUCUCCUUGUGGGCUGGCAAGCAUGGCCCCGGGGGGCCCCACCCUGGCGCCAAGCUGCUCCUUUUGCACUAUCUGCCCUGCUCUAUGGCGCCAACAACAACCUGGUGAUCUAUCUACAGCGUUACAUGGACCCCAGCACCUACCAGGUGCUGAGCAAUCUCAAGAUUGGAAGCACAGCCCUAUUCUACUGCCUCUGUCUYCGGCACCGCCUCUCUGCACGCCAGGGUUUGGCACUGCUGCUGCUGAUGGCUGCAGGGGCCUGCUAUGCAGCAGGUGGCCUUCAGGACCCUGGGAACACCCUUCCUGGGCCUCUAGCAGCUGCUGCCAGCCCCAUGCCCCUGCAUAUCACUCCACUGGGACUGCUGCUGCUCAUCCUGUACUSUCUCAUCUCAGGCUUGUCGUCUGUAUACACAGAGCUGCUCAUGAAGCGACAGCGUCUGCCCCUCGCACUUCAAAACCUCUUCCUCUACACUUUUGGUGUGCUCCUGAACCUUGGUCUGCAUGCAGGUGGUGGUCCUGGCCCAGGCCUCCUGGAGGGUUUCUCAGGAUGGGCAGCACUUGUGGUGCUGAGCCAAGCACUAAAUGGACUGCUCAUGUCYGCUGUCAUGAAGCAUGGCAGCAGCAUCACACGCCUUUUUGUUGUGUCCUGCUCAUUAGUGGUCAAUGCCAUKCUUUCAGCAGCCCUGCUACGGCUGCAACUCACAGCUACAUUCUUCCUGGCCACASUGCUCAUUGGCCUGGCUGUGCGCCUGUAUUAUGGUAGUCACUAGCCCCUGGCUACCUUGCUUGCUUCUGAUUCUAUAGAUUGGGCACCACCACCAGAGUCAUCUCUCAAACUUCUUCCUUUCCUCCCCUUAGCAACUGUAAUAAGUGCCUUGUGAGAAAAGCUGGAGAAGGGAGAGCAACCAAGUUAGUCUUGAAGUGGUGUAUGAAGGAGGCUUCUAGGAGGCAUGAAGAGUAGAUUUGGUUAAGGAAACUUAACUUCCCCACCCACCCCCAAGUUCUUCCAAACUAAAGAAUUGGGAGCAUCAAUA